AUGCGACCAGCAAGAGAGAUAUUGAAUAAUGCUAGCUUCAUAUUAGCAGCUUCCACGGGCUGGACGACCGUAGCUGCCUACGAGAACGGUGGCUCGGCUGCUUGCGAAUCACUGAGCGGCGCCCUCAGCAUUGACAACGUCUCCGUCGUUUCCAGCACCUACUAUCAGAGCGGAGGACAUAUUCCUCUCCCAGGAUUGGUUGCUUCCUGUGCGUCGGACGAUGGCGAGAGCUCUGCCAACGCGACUUCAGACCUCUGCCGACUGGUGCUGAAUGUCACCACGAGCAGCACCAGUGAGGUGUUGAUCGAAGCGUGGUUGCCCGAUAUUUGGAACGGUCGAUUUUUGGCCACAGGCAAUGGCGGCAUUGGCGGCUGUAUCGAUUACAAUAACCUAGGGAAUGGCGCAAGCUUCGGCUUUGCAAGUUUCGGGACCAACUCGGGUCACAACGGUUCAUCGGGAUAUAAUUUCUUUCUGCACCAGCCGGAGACAAUCAUCGACUUUGGCUACCGCGGGAUCCACGUCGAAGCAGAAGUUGGUAAGCAGGUUGUCGCGCAGUACUAUGACGAGUCCGCGUCCCACAGUUACUACUCUGGAUGUAGCACUGGCGGUCGGCAGGGGUACACGAAUGCCAUACUUUAUCCCGGCGAUUUCGAUGGCAUGCUCCUGGGCUCUGCUGGUGUCGACUGGUUGCACAUCGUUGCGUCCAAAGGAAUCUUGGCGGGUCGCAUGGCCUGGCCCGACCUCUCCUCGCCAUCAUACGUUCGACCGGAACAGUGGCCUGCUAUCGUGGAUGCGCAGAUCAAGCUUCUUGACCCCUUAGAUGGCGUGGCAGACGGCAUCAUUGACGACCCGACUGCGUAUAAACUUGAUGCCGCUGUGCUGGCCUGUGGAACUGGCCUGCUCAACGAUUCUUUCUGUCUGACCGCUGCGCAAGUUGAAUCUGUCAACGCCAUUUAUGAGCCCAUCGCCGACACGAAUGGCUAUAUAGUCUACCCCUCCUUUGAUCUUGGCUCUGUCACGAAUGUUUUCUCUUCGAACCAAGUCAACGAGUCCGCAAACCUCACCUAUCGCAUUAUUGACGAUUUUUGGCGUGGCGCAGUCUACAACACCACAGAAUUCUCAUCCGUCAACUUUACCGUUCAAGACAUGGAUUUCGCGGUGAAGCAGAACGUCGGCCUAGUAAACCUUGCUGGUGGCGCGUAUCCAGACGGGCACAACAUUUCCGCCUACCGUAACCGGGGCGGAAAGAUACUUGCGCUGCACGGCAGAACUGACCAGACCGUCACAUCGGGUCUCGCAGCGCGCACAUUCCGGCGGACUGCACAGACGUUGAAUGCGUCCCUGGCAGAGAUGCAUGACUUUUACCGCCUCUUCUAUAUCCCUGGCCACGAUCACUGUUCAGGGGGUAAAGGGCCAUGGGCUGUCGGACAGCCGACGGCGCAGAAAUCAUUUAUAGAUCCGCAAGGGGAGUUGGGGAAUAGCAGACAUAAUAGUUUGAUGGCGCUAGUGGUUUGGGUUGAGCAGGGUCAGGCGCCUACCUCACUGGUAGGAACGAAGUUCCGAGACGAUGACUUCGACGCGUUGGAGGUAUUGGGGCAGCGGACGCUGUGCGUGUACCCGAAUGCCAAGUGCUUCGCUCUCAUACUCCCAACGACCGACUGUACGGUCAUUGAUGCAGCAUGUAUCUGCGCGAGCGAGCACCUGUACGCCGAGAUGACAAGCUGCGUAAUCUCUGAAUGCACGGUUCUUGAAUCAUUUGCCGCUGCAAGAAUUGGAGCCGACGUCUGCCACUAUCCUAGACGAGAUCGCUCCGCAGCAUUUCGCCAUAUCACCGUGAGCCUGGCUGCAACCGCCCUUCUCUUGAUCGCCUUCCGAAUUCUUUCACGCCAUAGCGGAACCCACGAUUCUCCUUGGGGCUGGGAUGAUGCCCUGAUCAUCAUUACAGGGGUAUCGUCCAUGCCGCUGGCCAUAUUGUCUGGUUUCUUCUCACAUUAUGGACUUGGAACAGACGUGUGGUACUUUCCCGUCGAAGACUUCACAAGUUUGUACAAGUGCUUUUUCGCUCAGCGCAUUACCUAUUGCGUGACGACCGGCUUAGUUAAAAUCUCGCUCCUUGCCUUCUACCUCCGGAUAUUUCCCAGCAGGACAUUCCAACGUCUGACCUGGGCCUUGAUAUGCUUCGUCAGCAUGUGGACCUUCAUGUUCACGAUUAUUCAACUCAAUCAAUGCAACCCUAUAUCGUACGUUUGGACUCGAUGGGACACCGAUAACAAGGGCCGCUGCUUAAAUUACACUGUGAUGGUUUACAUCCAUGCUGGAACUAAUCUUGCUUUGGAAUUGGUCAUCCUUUUCAUGCCGAUGCCAAUACUGUAUAACCUGCGUAUUGAUUGGCGGAAGAAAGUUCAAGUCUUCAUCAUGUUCAGUAAGUUAGCUCACAAUUUUGUCAAGCCCUGA
Cyphellophora europaea CBS 101466 is the source of this 2454-nucleotide messenger RNA. RefSeq lists its product as uncharacterized. Lineage: Eukaryota; Fungi; Ascomycota; Eurotiomycetes; Chaetothyriales; Cyphellophoraceae. The record is from RefSeq and is a predicted model, not a curated record. Bases 1 to 2454 code for a protein of 817 amino acids. The transcript is spliced from 3 exons.